Molecule: messenger RNA, 1662 nt
Organism: Setaria italica (foxtail millet)
Lineage: Eukaryota; Viridiplantae; Streptophyta; Magnoliopsida; Poales; Poaceae
Product: DJ-1 protein homolog E
Exons: 2
Coding region: 107-1414 (435 amino acids)
Source: RefSeq, a predicted model, not a curated record
UCAUCUCAUCAUCUCGUAUGCAUGGACUGCUCAGGCUAUUUUCACUUAAAUCUUGCACUUUUUUUGUGCAAAAUUCCUGCAGCCCGGAAAUUGGAGCUGCGUUGUGAUGUUAGAUCCCAGUUGGCUGUCGCUCUCAGCUCAUCCAAUCGAGGUCAAAGGUGUGUGGCUCGGAGCUCAGCCUGCAGCAGAUCGAGGCCGAGCUGCGCUAGAGGAGCAACCGAGUCCGUGUAGUACGUCCAUGGCGCCCUCCCGGAGGGUCCUCAUGCUCUGCGGCGACUACAUGGAGGACUACGAGGCCGCCGUCCCGCUCUACGCGCUCGCCGCCCUCGGCGUCGCCGUCGACCGCAUCGCGCCCGGCAAGCACCCUGGCGACGCAUGCCUCACCGCCGUCCACGAGUUCCUCGGCUUCGAGCUCUACACGGAGCUCCCGGGCCACCGGUUCGCGGUCACCGCGGACUUCGCGGCGGCGGCGGCGAACCCGUCGCGCUACGACGCGCUCGUCGUCCCGGGCGGCCGGUUCGCGGAGCACCUCAGCGCGGACGAGGGCGCCGUGGCGCUCGUCGCGGCGUUCGCGGAGAUGCGGCGGCCCGUCGUCCUGACGUGCCACAGCCAGCUGCUGCUCGCCGCGGCGGGGGGCCUGGCGGGCGGGGUGCGGUGCACGGCGUUCUUCGGCGUGCGCCCCGUCGUCGAGCUCGCCGGCGGGACGUGGGUCGACCCGGAACCAUUCAGCCUUUGCGUCGCCGAUGGGCACGUGCUCUCCGCCAUCGGGUGGCCCGCGCACGCCGAGAUCAUCGCCAAGCUCCUCGCCGCCAUGGGCGCGCGCGCCGACGCCGGCCGCGGCGGGCAGCGCGUCCUCGUGCUCUGCGCCGACUACGUGGACGACUACGAGGCGAACGUGCCGUUCCGGGCGCUGGCCGGCGUGGGCUGCCGCGUCGAGUCGGCGUGCCCGACCAAGCGCAGGGGCGAGCCCUGCGUCACGGCCAUCUACGACGCCGUGAAACCGGGCGCGGUGAGCGAGGAGAGGCGGGGGCACAACUUCGCAGUGACCGCGGACUGGGCGGACGCGAGCGCCGACGGCUUCGACUGCGUCGUCGUCCCCGGCGGCCGGGCGCCGGAGCUGCUGGUGACCCACGAGAGCGCGGUGGCGCUGGUCCGGGAGUUCGCAGACAAGGGGAAGGUCGUGGCCAGCAUCGGGCAGGGCCACCUGCUCCUCGCCGCCGCGGGGCUGCUCCGGGGCAGGAGGUGCGCGAGCGGGGUGCCCAUGAGGGUGGUCUCGAGGCUGGCUGGGGCAGAGGUUGUGGAGACGGAAGGGGCGGUCGCCGACGGGAAGAUCGUGACGGCGGCGGGAUGGCCGGACCUUGCGCCGUUCGUGGCUCGCCUCGUCGACCUCCUCGGCAUCACCGUUUCGUUCUGAAGCGGCGUCGCAUCUCUGCUCUGCAAACUCUCAGCGCGCGCUGAACUGAACACUGCGGUGUUCUGAAUGUCCAGUUGUUUAGAGAUUCUCUUCAUGUGGUUUGAGAAUAAAACCGAUGAAUCACAUAAAGUUUUGUUGACAGAAAAAUCGCAUCUUUCUGAAAGUUGAAUAAGAAGCACCAUUACCUGCAGAAAAAAGAAGCACCAGGUGCUUCUGCUGCUUAAUGCUGGUUGGGGUUAAACAGGUAA